This is a messenger RNA of Pestalotiopsis fici W106-1, 2940 nucleotides long. RefSeq lists its product as uncharacterized. Bases 1 to 2940 code for a protein of 979 amino acids. The transcript has 5 exons. Gene Ontology annotation, biological process: nuclear division. Gene Ontology annotation, molecular function: mRNA binding. The record is from RefSeq and is a predicted model, not a curated record. Gene Ontology annotation, cellular component: nucleus; cytoplasm. Lineage: Eukaryota; Fungi; Ascomycota; Sordariomycetes; Amphisphaeriales; Sporocadaceae.
AUGCAAAAACUCGCCAAUAUGCGUCACUGGCCUGAGAGGAUGAGCCCAAACUUUGGCAUGUCGCCGAGACCGAACAUGGGCGUCUCGUCCGUUCUCAACCCCCAUCAGAAGACGGCUGCCUCGGGAGCUUCGCCCUUGAGUCCUUCGCCCGCCGCCGAUUCUACGAUUCACUACGCCUUCAAUGUUCCCUUUGCUUCCGAUCUGGCAGGGCCCAACACGGAAGAGAUUCUGCAUGCCACCGGCGAUUCCGUUGAGCGAUGGACGCAUCCCGGAGACGCCCCCGAUGACGUGCCCGUCUACGACCUUCCAGUCCACGCGCAGAAUGUAACCAACCUCCGCAACAUGUGUGCCGACCUCACCAAAGGACCGUUACCAAUCGAGGCCUAUGUUGUCUCGACCACUCCCAGCCGUGCAAAGUCGCAGGUCACCACCGUCUGUCUUUCAGGCCCACCGGAACUCGUCCACAAAAGCCGUGAAACCAUUUUAAAUGAUACCCCUCUUGCUCUGCGAUGUACCACAGUCGACGUUGAAUACGGUCUUGUGGUGGACACCAAGGCCGGUGUGCUUAUGAAGCAGGUCACAGACGCCCUGGACACCUUUGCAAAGUUCUGCGGAGUUGACAUCUUCAUCCUUGGUCCAAAGCUUACCCCCAUGAUGGAUGUCCUGAAUGGGGAUGUGGAAGUGAUACGCGACCAGAGAUGGAGAGUAGCCAUCUACGGCGAUGCUGAAUCCUCUGAGCAUGCCAAAACCCAGGUGCUGAUCUUUAUUGAUAAGCUGCUUGGUCGUACAGUUGAUGUUAUGCGUAUUGAGAGCUCCAUGCACCCAAUCAUUUGUGGAAGAUCGAGGAAAAACAUCAAGCUCAUUGAAUCGGCCACCAACACUGCCAUCUACUUUCCUCCAUUUGCGCAGCCCUACCGCUACUGCCCACCCAUGGCACAGCGGCGUGAUCCGAAUGAGAUUUAUAUCACAGGAGAGAACCCCCAAGGUAUUGAACUGGCCAAGCGUAAGAUUCAUGAGCUUGUCACACGCACGAAUUUAUUCCUGAAAGAUUCUGUCGCUCCACCAUCAAAGAUUGACAUGGUUCUCCUUGGACGCAUGGAUAAAGUGCGCAAGAUCAUGGAAAGCAAUGGCACAUACGUCAUGUUUCCCCCUCUAGCUUCCCAACGUAACACAAUCCGUGUUCAGGGUGUCGAGGGUCUACAGAUUGAACGCAGCAUGAAGGAUAUCAUGCAUUUGGCUGGUCAAUACUACUUUGCGACUUGGUGGAUCCAGCAACCUAAUGUUUCUCAGCUUCCCAGUCCUCAAGACAUUCGUACAGUACUGGGAGAUAUCUGUGCCAAUUCCGAUGCCGACAUCUCCUUUGACAAGUCGACCUUUACUGUCACGGGCUCUGAUGACGCAGUGAAGGCUGCAUUGCAAGUCUUGGCAACAAUCAAGUUUGUGUAUUCGACGCCGCACCAGAUCAGGGUCAAGAUCGAGCUCGCCAACGAGCACAAGGAGUUUGUUUCCGGAAAGAAGAAUGGAAAAAUCAACAAGAUCAUGACCCAGAGCAACGUACAGAUCAUCUUCGACAGUUUCAGAGAAUACAACUUCGAUAUCGAUGUCAUUGCACCAAACUACGAGGCCAUGAAGCAAGGUCUGGGACUUGUUGAGCAAGAGAUGCCCGCAUCCAUCUCCUUUCACGUGCCCGACCAAUAUCACAAGCGCAUCAUCGGAAUCGGCGGACAACAUAUCCAGCGUAUCAUGAAGAAGCACUCUGUGUUUGUCAAAUUUUCCAAUGCCAUGGAUCGUGGUGGCGUCAAUCGUGAGGACGACGACGUCAAAGUUGACAAUGUCAUCUGCAGAACUCCCGCCCGUAAUGCCCAGAAUCUCGAACUGGUCAAGUCCGAGAUUUUGGACAUGGUGGAUCGUGCUCACUCCGAGUUCACUUCUCAAGUUGUACACGUGGAUCGGCUGUACCACCGUCAGCUCAUCGCCCGCUUGCCUGAAAUCGAAGAACUCGAGAAGAAGUGGAACUGCAAGUUUGUUUUCCCGAGCACUGAACAAGCAAGCGAUGAGGUGACUGUAACCGGACCCGAGUGGCAGGUGCCCCUUUGCGCGGACGAGUUCUUGGGCAUGGUACCUGAAACUCACGAGCUUGUUCUUGUCCGCACACCGGCUUUAGUCAAGUUCCUCGAGUCGCCAGAGUUUGUCAACGAGCUCGUUACCAAAUUGAAGGCUCAGCAUGAAGUCACAGUAGAGGUUCAUGAGAAUCCCGAGGAGAAAACCGAGGAUGGAGGUCGCACCGUAACCUUGAAGUGGAAGCUCACACGCAACAAUACCGGUGGUCUACGUGAUGCAAUUGACUUCCUGCAGAAUCAGUUUGCUAAAGCCAGUGUUGAGCCCACGGUAGUCAAGGGUGCCAUUCCUCGUCCCAAGUCCGAUUCCUUCGAGGAGUCGCUCCAGUACUUUGACUCGAAGCUACUUCAGCAUGCGCCAGCACCAAUGGGAACAGACUCGCCCACCAAGCCAGCAUUUGGUGAGGAGAUUCAAUCUCGCAGCACCACACUGCUCGAGAAGCUUCGCAAGCCAGCUCAGCUUCUUUCUUCCCUGGAUCGCAGAAAGAACAGUUCACACUCUGUGAACACCCUGUUCAAGGGCUCAGCCAAUGUUUCAAAGUCGUCUUUGAUCUCCAUCGAGUCAACCCGAAGCUUCAAUGCUGAUCGAAACCCCUGGAACGAUAGUGGCGUCAAUCUUCCAGACGACGACAACAACCCUUGGUCGAACCGCCACUUUGGCAAUGGCUUCGACACCAAAUUGACGCCUCCCAGCAUUCUGCACAGCGGCGGCGAUAUCACGCCCCGACACGGCCCACGCGGUUCUGGUGACAGUGGCCGGCCUUCCACUUCUCAUUCAACACAUUCUGGAUACCCCGGUCCCAUUGGCGGACCUUUCCGUUAG